Messenger RNA from Podarcis muralis (Common wall lizard), 3308 nucleotides. NCBI's taxonomy places the organism in Eukaryota, Metazoa, Chordata, Lepidosauria, Squamata, Lacertidae. The record is from RefSeq and is a predicted model, not a curated record.
ACUUCUCUUUCGAGCUUGUGGGCUUUGAGCACACCUGCCAGAGGGACAUAGGGAUUAGAUGCGGCCCUCCAUGCCUUUUUCCCUGGCCCUUGGUACUCCCACCCCCUCGCUGGGCCUGAUCCUCUGCUUUUGGCUGGCUGGAAUGUGCACCUAACCGGCGAUCAUUCCUCUCGCUCGCCCGGAUUAAAGGACGAGGGUUUGGCAUCCAGAAACCUCGUUUUGUGCCGCCGGGAUGUCUCCCGUUGCAAAACAAUAAAAACGCCCAAGCGGGAAAAAAUUCCGGAGCAAGCCGCAGCUGGCCCGUUACCUCGGCAACUCCAUGGACCUGAGCACCUUCGACUUCCGGACAGGAAAGAUGCUCAUGAGUAAAGUGAACAAGAACAGGCAGCGGAUGCGCUACGACUGCUCCAGCCAGGCCAAGGGCAAACCUGACCUGAACACAGCGCUCCCCGUCCGGCAGACGGCGUCGAUCUUCAAGCAACCCGUCACCAAAAUCACAAACCACCCAAACAAUAAAGUCAAGACGGACCCCCAAAAGGCAGUCGACCAACCCCGCCAGCUCUUCUGGGAGAAGAAGCUCAGCGGCCUGAACGCCUUCGAUAUCGCAGAGGAGCUAGUGAAAACCAUGGACCUCCCGAAAGGUUUGCAAGGCGUGGGGCCCGGCUGCACCGACGAGACCCUCCUCUCCGCCAUCGCCAGCGCCCUCCACACCAGCACGAUGCCCAUCACCGGGCAGCUGUCUGCCGCCGUGGAGAAGAACCCCGGGGUCUGGCUCAACACUUCCCAGCCCCUCUGUAAAGCCUUCAUGGUGACCGACGAGGACAUCAGGAAACAGGAAGAACUCGUACAGCAAGUGCGAAAGAGGCUGGAAGAAGCUCUGAUGGCAGACAUGCUGGCUCACGUAGAGGAGAUCGCGCGGGACGGCGAGGCGCCCGAGGAGAAGGCCCUGGGGGACGAAGACGGGGAGGAAGAGGAGGAGGAAGAGGACGUGGACCGCGGGCCGGAGGUGGAGAGCGUAUAGUCCAGGGAGUCCCUCUUGAGAAUCCUAGCCUUUCCUCGCCCUGCGAAGAGGCGAGCUUGCCGCCGGACAGCGUCGCAUGUCGUCUCCGCAGCUGUCUGGAGAUGCCUUCAGCCUCCAGCCGUCUUCAGCCUUUAUUUGCCGGACGUUUGAGAAUCCAGUGGCUCAGUAGAUCCUGGGUAGCUUGAAGAUGGACUUUACUAAAAACCCGUACUCUUUCUCUCUCUCCUCUCUCUCAACCCCCCACCCCCCAAUUGUCAUUUCCGCAAGUGUUAACAGGGAAGGAACGCAGAGAAACUGCAAACGUUAACUGCUCCGUCUUUCAUUUCCAGGGCGCAAGGAUACCAUUUGAGCCUACUUCCCUGGUUGUCGUUUUUUUUAUUAUUAAGUAGCACACACCUACCCAAACUUAACGUCCUCUUUCGGCUUAAGGUAGAGGCGCCGUUUUUAAAUGGGGACCACCUCUCUCGUACUUAGUUUGUUUGCUCCAGUUGUAGAUAAUCCUUUCUUCUGCGAAAUCACGCCAUGGGAUUUGUGUGUGCGUUGGUGUGUUUUCAUCUUAACUUUUCCAGACUGUCCGGUCUUCCCAGAGGUGCAAUGGGGGGGGGGUGUUCCUUCCCAUAUGAGGGGGACCCCUAAAGCUACCAGCCAUUUAUGUGGAUCUCUCGAAAGUGCAGACAUUUGGGGUUACGCACACAAAAGUCCAAUUAUCCAGUAGCAAUGUCGUGGCGGGGGGGACCCUUUCGGAGAAAACUUUCGUAAGCUUAAAGGUGCUGUAUCAUUUGUGUGUUUUUCACAACCGGUGCAUUGCGAGGAGGAGGGUGUAUACUGACCUGCCCCAAAUCCCUUUUACUAGAUUCCAAUUAUUUGCUUUUGGGCGACAGGUGUGGCCUUUUGCUCCUCACGCAAUUAAAAGCGAUAGAUCGAAAGCGGCACGUGUCCUCAGAAGAGGCGAGCUGAACUAUCCGGUUUUGCAGCGAUGGAGAGUCUGUCUUAUUAGACGGGUUCAGCAUCGAACACCCCACAACACAAAGCUGUCCCUAAAUUGGGCUUGCUUGGAAUUAGCGCAACCCUUGCCUGAGGAGCCGGCACGUCACCGUGCAAAACCGUGCAAAAAAUCUAUAGGUUUUAAUUGCACCGUUGCCCUGCAGAAAUCUAGGUUUUAGUUGCACCGCUGCUGCGCAAAAAUCUGGGUUUUAAUUGCACUGCUGUCGUGCAGAAAUCUGGGUUUUAAUUGCACUGCUGCCGUGCAGAAAUCUAGGUUUUAAACGCAUUGUUGCCGUGCAAAAAUCUGUUGGUUUAAAUUGCACCGUUGCCAGGCAGAAACCUGUGGCUUUUACUUUUACCCGGGCUUGUUCUGAACCUAUUUAAACCAUUUCUUUCCGGAGCCACACACAAUGACGGCAACCUGUGACGGAAAAUCCUGGCUUGUUUUCUCCGCCCAGGACCCAUGCAGUUUUCAAUUUUGGGUCAGCGCGGCGGCACCUGCGCCCCAAAUCCCCUCUCUAGUGGCCAUCCCACCUGCCAGCUCCACAUUGGUGCAUCCAAACCAACAUGUUUCGGUGGGGUGGGGUGGGGUGGACAAUGGGGCUCGGCUUCUUCUUCUGAGACGCCGCUUUUCCCCAUUGGAGAGGGAAACCCCUGCACCCGGUUCACUGGCCUUGCCUGCUACUGAAUUUUGUCCAUUUCGGAUUUGUGUGUGUGUGUCUUAAUCCUAGAAGCACGGAUUUUCACUCCGUUCCGAAGCAGUUUUUGAGACUCUUUUGGGUAGGGAAUGUUAAGAGGCAAAUUCUUGCAAUGGAGGGAUUUGCCAGUUUUUUACACACAGAGAGAUGCCUGUCUUUCUUUCCUCCGUCUCCUUUUUUUCCCCUCCCCCUGCAGUUCCACCUUUUCCAGGUAACUCCACGCAAACCCUUUCCCUUUUAAGCUUUCGCCGGCAGUCAAAACAGCGCCGGCAAGCUUCUCUCUUUUCCUGCGAUGUUGCCGUGGCAGAAACCUCGUUCCUGCCGCACAGACAACUUAUUUUUGCGGCGUCUCGUCACAACCCAGCGGUCCCCAUCCAAAGCGAGUUUCUUUUAUUCCUCGAAGCGACUUUUGUAUCGACUGCUUUUUGCGGGGUGGGGUAUAGUGGGGUUUUGCAGCUUUUAGAUAUUUCGCAGCUAUCCGGGAGCCCCUUCUCCCCGCCUCGCCUCCUUAGCACUAACCGAUGAUGUCCUUUCAGCCGUGAUCAUAUUUGUAAUAUUUGUUUGGGGGGGGACUUAGUUUUGUAAUUAAAAAGGAAAAAAGAAAA